Messenger RNA from Pseudophryne corroboree (corroboree frog), 3494 nucleotides. RefSeq names its product Y-box-binding protein 1-like. Gene Ontology annotation, molecular function: nucleic acid binding. The record is from RefSeq and is a predicted model, not a curated record. The transcript has 2 exons. Gene Ontology annotation, biological process: regulation of gene expression. NCBI's taxonomy places the organism in Eukaryota, Metazoa, Chordata, Amphibia, Anura, Myobatrachidae. Gene Ontology annotation, cellular component: nucleus. Bases 1630 to 2616 code for a protein of 328 amino acids.
GGGGCGUAAUUGACCACGCCCCCUGUAUUAGGCCACGCCCCAUUUCCUGCCCGGGGCGCUCUGCGCCCUUGAACCGGCCCUGAGUACAAUCAAUUAAUAUUACAUCCAGACUAGCAAAAUAGACUCACAGUUGCCUAAAAAUAGUGUGCUGCAUCAUAUUAGAAGUUGCAAAACUGCCUGGUUGGACAGAACCUGCUACACUUCAUUUGUUGUAAUCCAUCCAUUGCUACCUUCAUCCAAGACUUGUAUUAACUAUUCUCAGGAUAUAACUUUCCUAGAAAGGUGCACUAUACUCAAUGUAGCUAGCUACAAAACUAAAGGUUUUUACAGGGCCCCAAUUAUAAGAGUAUUUUCAGGUGAUUGCUUAAAACUGUAUAUUAGUGUGUAAGGAUUGUCAAAUGUGGAUAUUGUUUCUUGUGCUUUAUUGUUCUUUGCAUGAAAAUGGUAUGUGACUAGCAUAGACAUUGAGGUUAAUCUAAAUUGCCAUUAUAUGAGAUAAUCUCAAAUUUCUACAGCUGAGAAAAAGUUAUAGCAGUGUUUCAGUAGAAUAAAAAUUCAUAUAGAGAAAUUGUGUAAUCAAUGCCUGUGUGCAAUAUAUCCUGAACUAUAUUGUAAGUGGCUGGUGAAACUUAUGCCUGUUAGAAGCUACAGACACUAGGUCCAGGUGAGGAACACCAGAAAAGAUAAAGUAACACAUUAAACCAGAAGGUUAGACUUCCUAAUACUUACCUGUAAAUUGUUGACUUCAGUGAUACCUACUUUAGGGUGUCACAUUUGGCGUCGUACAAACAGGAUACGAACAUGUCUUCUGAUGAUCAAGCAGCGGGGGAUUUGUCAAAUACUCACCCAACCAUGGCCAGCAUAAAUCCAAUCGUAUUGCCGUAUUACUUUGGGGCUACAUGGAUUCCAACAUAUAGAGGAGAUGUUCGAGGUUCUGAAGGGAACACAUGGACUGAAUUUAGGAACAAAAUGAAGUCAUUGUUCCGUUUAUACCAAUUGAGCAAACAACAGCAAGUGGAGAUUCUUAUAGGGCAGCUAAGAGGCACAGCCCUAAGAGAGGUGACUUCAUGGCCAGAGGAAAAAAGAGAAACCGUAGGCCUCAUCUUGAACCGACUAGCUGCCACAUUUGAAACAAGACCGUUAUCUGAACUUAAGGUGGCUUUUUACACGAGAAAGCAGCGGCCAAGAGAAACACUGCGUGACUUUGCACUCAAUCUUCAGGAGGCACUUCGAGCAUUACAGGUCAUAGAUCCAACAGAAAUUCGGCCAACAGAUGAAAUAUUGAUUAAUCAAUUUAUAGAGGGAUCCCAUGGUGAGAUAGUGAAGUCGCAUUUACGCCUCCUUCAGCUACAGUUAUCAAAUAGCUCAUUUUUGGUCUUCAAAGAAGCUGCCAUUAAAGUGGUAGGGACGUUACAGAUGCAAGAAAUGUCCUGCCCUGAGAUGUUGGGAAUCCAAGAAGAAAAAUACCCUCCAGAGAUCACAAAUCUGAAAUUGGAUCUGCACUCACCUAAAGAAGUUGUUGCACAGGGUGAUCAGGUGCCAAGGACUGAUCUAUUAAGUACUAUAGGAGUGCAAGUCGCUGAGCUGACCCAUGGGAUAAAUGAAAUGACAUAGCAAUUGUGGAAUUUCAUGCAGCAACAUGAAAAGUGCAGAGGAGAGACAAACUGGAGCAUCGAUGAAAGACAGCCCAGAGAUGUGUACCUUCAUGCUGUAGACCAGAAUCAAACUGAAGUGGUCACAACACCAGCUACAGAGCCUGUAGUCAGUGCAAGAAAAGUUAAGGGGAAAGUCAUUUGGUUUAACGUGUGGUUUGGCUAUGGCUUUAUAAAUUGUCCUAACACCAAGAAAGAUGUGUUUGUACAUUAUACGGACAUAAAGAAGAACAACCCCCGGAAUUAUUUCCGAAGUCUGGAGAGAGGAGAAACGGUUGAGUUUGAUGUUGUAAAUGGAGAAAAAGGUCCGCAGGCAGCUAAUGUAACUGGUCCUGGUGGUGCUCCAGUGCAAGGCAGUAGAUAUGCAUCAAAUCGCAAGCAUUAUUGUCACAGAGGUGCUCCAUGUGAUUAUCAGCAAAGCUGCCAAUACAGUGAAGGUGGAGAGGAGAGCAAAGAAGGGGAAAAUGUGGCAGAAAGUGCAUAUCAACCACAGCCUGAUGGGACAUGUUGCUACCCACUGUAUGAGCAAAUGGCGGAGGAGAGAGUUGACACUGUGCAGCAAAGCUUGCAAGACAUAAUCCGACCACAGCUGCCUCCAGAUCCAGCAUGUUUAGGUGAGGCCAGAGUCAAGGACAUCAGUUCCAGUGCGGCCUGCCUUGAUCAGGCAGAUUCAGGUGUAGCCGACCGGGGAGAAGUCACAGAGAAAGUGAUCUACAUGGCUGCAGCAGAAGCCUUGGAAGUUUCCUCUAAACCCAUUGCACCAAAUUCCGUUAGGUCAAUGUCUGAACCUCAUAUUCCUGCAAAACCCUCUAAUAAAACAAAAGAGGCUGUAACAUGGCUUUUCCCAGAGUGGCAUUGCGAAGACUGUGAAUACACCACAAUAAGAGGUGAAGAGUUUGUCUCAAUUUUGCAACAGUCAUCAAGAAGAUCAGGAAAGAGGCCCAAAGGGAUUUCUUCCCAUUAGAUACUGGCAAAAGAAAAUGUAAAAGUGAUUAUAUAACAAACAUAUCAGUUUAUACAAUAGUUUUGGAAAAAGUAAGUGUUAGAAGUGUUUAAUGUUACUGUUGCUAUAUGGCAAACUGACUGUGUUAACGUUUAUGCUACAUUUCUAAAACUUAAAGUGAAGUCUUGAAAGUUAAAACAGAACGUCUUCUAAUGUUAUUUAUGUUAAAUAUAGUGUAAUGUAAAGACUGUAUUUGAAUUUCACAGCUGCAAGGUUGUUUGCUGAUAUGCGUGGGGACACGCAUAAUCCUAGCGGGCUGAUAUGUGACACCCCAUCAGAGUUGCCACGGACAUUUAACUUAUUUCUGCGCCCUUUUUCCCCCUCUACAAAAUACAGCCUGGCUAAAUACUUUGAAACUUCAGCAAGGAAAGGGUUAAGAACAUUUUCUAUGCUAUAGCUGUCAUGUGCUUGGACAGUUAAGAGCCGUGUGCCGAGUCUGUUGGCAGUUGGGCGGCGGCCAUCUUAGGAGGAUGGGCAGAGUGAAACAGGACCUAGGAACAGAAGGUGCUGAGCUGAUUUGGUGGUGUACAUGGUGACCAAAGGAGACUCCUUACCUGAUCUUCAAUAAAUCAGAGUCCAGCAGCUGACAAAGAGAGUGUAUAUGGAGUGCACGUUACUAUGGCAACCUGCGUCAAGACGUCAGCUCGCCUGACCGGCGCCGGCUGUACACGUCAUUUUCGAGUUCCCACUAUGUCAGUAGCGGAGAGCGGGCGGUCAGCGGUGUAGGACAGGUGAGUAUGAUUAAUCAAUUUUAGAUAGGAUUGUCUUGCCUAUAUAUAUGUAACACUGUUAUAGUCUGUUUGUGAUGUGCUGUCCCUGACGACGGGGUAUAUCCCCGA